Messenger RNA from Aspergillus novofumigatus IBT 16806, 610 nucleotides. RefSeq lists its product as uncharacterized. The record is from RefSeq and is a predicted model, not a curated record. The transcript has a single exon. Lineage: Eukaryota; Fungi; Ascomycota; Eurotiomycetes; Eurotiales; Aspergillaceae. Bases 262 to 546 code for a protein of 94 amino acids.
CAUAGGGCUGGAGGUGAUCUUCCGAGUCGAUCAUUAUCAGCCAAGAUUGAUCAACGACUGCAAAUCACAGUACGAACUGGGAACGAUUACGGCAUCAAGUCUAUGACGAGGUCAAAUCAUACUCAUUCAAUCAUCACUCAGUUGCAACUGAGCGGUUCAUUCAUUUGUCAUGUGAAAGACCAACACCAGAACGCCAACAGCACAGAAAAACGGACGCUUCAAAAUCACUCCUGGCCAUGAUCAAGACUCGCGCCGACUCCGAUGAUUCCCUUCACUCCGCGGGACGUGUGUUUGUCCAUCAAGGACCCUAGCCCGCCCACCAACACACGCCCGCCUCACCAGCCCAAAGUCCAUCCCCAUAAUCCAUCCCUGAAUUCAAGUCCCCGGCCCGAAGGCAAUUUCCUUCCUCCACCGCCCCCCUAUCCCUGGCAAGCGCCGUGUGCGUGUCCAUCAAGGACCCCUAGCCCACCCACGUUCCGCAACACGCGCUGCCCCCGUUUACUUUAUGCCACUGCGAGGAUACCGAGCCGAAACGUCGACAUUUAGGGAAGGAUAAUAGGGCCCCGAUCCAGGGACUCUGCUCAGGGGUCCACCGGCCCGUUGCCUUGAA